Molecule: messenger RNA, 1457 nt
Organism: Oncorhynchus tshawytscha (Chinook salmon)
Lineage: Eukaryota; Metazoa; Chordata; Actinopteri; Salmoniformes; Salmonidae
Gene: nkx6.2
Product: NK6 homeobox 2
Exons: 3
Coding region: 400-1254 (284 amino acids)
Biological process (GO): cell differentiation; regulation of transcription by RNA polymerase II
Cellular component (GO): nucleus
Molecular function (GO): RNA polymerase II cis-regulatory region sequence-specific DNA binding; DNA-binding transcription factor activity, RNA polymerase II-specific
Source: RefSeq, a predicted model, not a curated record
CGCUUCACUCACGCCAUAGUUCGAGUCAAUUUACGAAGAAAGCCGACCCUUAUGGUCACCAUCAAAACAACUAAAAAACAUAAUCAGAUCCUUCGACUUGCUAGAGGAUUCUCGAUGUGGACGCAUGCGGCAAACUCACCAUUGACAGUCUGAACCGGAGAGACAUUUACAAAAAAAAUCUAACUCUUGUCCGACAACGCAAGAUAAUUUCUCUCCUAAAGAAGUGUUUUUGUUUUCUGAAGUUUCAACCUUCAGUGGCUGCGGUAUCCAGGAUAUACUUCAGAAGCUCCUGUAGUGAGUGGCCUUUGCUUAUCGACCAGUUCAGUGCCUUUAUAUUUAUUACUUUCUCCGGUUUAUUAUUAUAUUUACGCGAGCAAAUUUGGUGGUUCAUGCUCCCAAAUGUUAGCUGUUGGGCAGAUGGAUGCUAACAGGCAGAGUGCUUUCGUCCUAGGCAGUACACCGCUGGCAGCAUUGCACAACAUGACCGAGAUGAAGACGUCUUUAUUUCCCUACACUUUGCAGAAUCAUGCGGGCUUCAAGGCGCCUUCUCUCAAUAAUUUGAGCACACAGCUUGCCCUGGGGACACCACAUGGAAUUAGCGAUAUCUUGGGUAGACCUAUCAACUCAGCUGGACAGCUGCUCUCGGGCUUUCCAAGGAUAAACGGCUUGGCCACCGCAGGAAUGUACUUUAACCCAGCAGCCGUUUCUCGGUACCCGAAGCCCCUGACGGAUCUCCCAGGAAGAGCACCCAUAUUCUGGCCUGGAGUGAUGCAGAGCUCCCCUUGGAGGGAUCCACGAGUGCCCUGUCCUGACUCUUCAAUCUUUUUUGUAGCUCAAGCAAACAUGAUGCUCGACAAGGAUGGAAAGAAAAAACACUCCAGACCAACUUUUUCUGGACAGCAAAUUUUUGCAUUGGAGAAAACCUUUGAACAGACGAAAUACCUUGCUGGCCCAGAGAGAGCUCGACUGGCGUACUCUUUAGGAAUGACUGAAAGUCAAGUCAAGGUAUGGUUUCAAAACAGGAGAACCAAAUGGCGAAAGAGACACGCAGCGGAAAUGGCAACAGCCAAAAAGAAACAUGAUUCUGAAACUGAGAAGAUGAAGGAAAGCUCGGACAAUGAGGAUGAUGACGAGUACAACAAACCUCUGGACCCUAAUUCAGACGACGAAAAAAUCACAAGACUUCUGAAAAAGCACAAGGCUACAAACCUUUCCCUGAUCAGUCCAUGCAGCAAUAGCUCGGACACCUUGUGAUGACAGUGACGACUUGUCGUGAAGAGACUGAAACACUCCAUGGUGCUUCUAAAGCUAAUUUAACCAGGGUAUAAAUUGUUCAAAUGGAAAGAAAGGGUGCUGAUGGGUGGUGUGAAUGAUUUAUGUUGUACAAACGAAAAUGUAAGUGAGAUGUAUAUAUUUUUUACUGAGUAAGUUAUGUUAUUAAACCAAUGUAAACAAGA